Maylandia zebra (zebra mbuna) is the source of this 22068-nucleotide messenger RNA. The record is from RefSeq and is a predicted model, not a curated record. NCBI's taxonomy places the organism in Eukaryota, Metazoa, Chordata, Actinopteri, Cichliformes, Cichlidae.
UAGGCACGUCAGCUAUGUGGCAUCAUGAGGCACCAGAGAAGAAAGAAAAAGUAAGUCUGCUCAACCGCCCACUGCAGGAGACGGGGGGAUGUUUCACUAUCUUGGAUUUACAACCAUUUUGAAAUAUAUUUGAGGUCAAAGAAGACUUUUUCUUGCCCCCCAUGUGGAGCCCCUGAACGCUGUUGGAGAGGGCCAUCAUCCGGAAAUCCUGACGGGCUAUUGAUUGUUUGGCCCACAUGAUUCAGCGCCUGAAUUUCCUGAGCGGUUAAGGACUCAAGGAACAAACGAUGGAACAAAACUUGUUUGGAGGGGCCCCCAGGUUUCUCACUCGCCCAAAGGCAUUUUCAGUGUGUGUGGGCAAGGAUGCCACACUCAGCUGCACAAUUGUGGGCAGCCCAACUCCACUGAUAACCUGGGAAAAAGACAAGCUGAAGCUGACGUCCGGAGGCCGCUUCAAGACUGUGGAAGAUGGAGACGCUUAUCGCCUGACCAUCUAUGACUUAACUCUGGAGGACAGUGGACAGUACAUGUGCAGAGCUAAGAACAGCGUCGGUGAAGCUUACGCCGCUGUAACCCUCAAAGUGGCGCUGCCGACAGAGAUGUCUCAGAAGGCCCCUGUUUUCAUGGUGAAGCCUGCCUCUGCACGUGUUGUUUUGGGCGGUGAUGUUGUUUUCCACUGCCAAGUUGCAGCUUACCCUGAGGCCAACUUUGAAUGGGAAAAGGAUGGGCGCUACCUGGGGGAGACCAGUCGCAUCAAGAUCAUUUCUGAGAGCGAUGGCAGCACUUUAAAGAUCCAGUGCGUACGAAACCUGGACAGCGGCACUUACACCUGCAGGGCCCAGAACACUGUCGGCCGCGCACAAGCUGCGGCUGCCCUCGUUGUAGAUGCUCAGGAUUCCCACCGCCAAGCUGUAGAUAAGAGCAGCUCCCUUCUCUCUCACCUACAGAAGCGCAAAGAGGAGAUCUCCAUCUACCGCAAUGAAGAAAGCAGCGCCUCCAUUUCUUCCUCCUCCACGGCCAAAAUCACGGAUGCUUUCAGUUCUCUGGGCCUGGAACACGAUCUGCGAGCAUCUGCCCUGGCGAAGCUUCCUAAAGGUGUAUUCACUCGUACCUGCACCGUGACUGAGGGGAAACAUGCCAAACUCAGCUGCUUUGUGACCGGUCACCCCAAACCCCACACUAUCUGGAGGAAGGAUGGAAUGAACAUCAGCGAGGGCCGCAGACAUGUCAUUUAUGAGGACCAAGCUGAGAACUUCAUCCUGAAAAUCCUGUACUGCAAGCAGACUGAUAAUGGCCUCUACACCUGCAAUGCAACCAAUAUGGCAGGGCAGACCUACAGCGCUGUGUUAGUAACAGUCAAAGAACCCAAGGUGCCAUUCAGGAGAAAGCUGCAGGAUGUGGAGGUGCAGGAAAAAACCUCAGCCACACUCAUGUGUGAGGUGCCUCUUAGUUCCACUUAUACCAACUGGUUCAUGGAGGAAACGCGACUGCAGCAAAAUGCUAAAUAUCGCAUGGAGCAGGACGGCACCCUCCGUCGCCUCACCAUACACAACGUUACCACCAACGACGAUGGAGUUUAUAUAUGCGAGAUGAAAGAGGGCAGUCGCACUGUGGCUGAGCUCACAGUCCUGGGUAACAUAACUAAGAAGCUUCCUCGGAGGACAGUAGUUCCUGUUAGCGACACUGUCAUCUUCUGCGUGGAGCUGGAACAUCCCUAUCCAGACGCCUACUGGACUCGCAAUGGCGAGAAGUUAAAAGAGGAUUCACGUAUUUCAAUCGGCUGCGUGCUUAGACAGUACACACUCACAAUUAGAGAUUGCCAGGCAGAGGACUCUGGAGAAGUGGCGUUUGUGGCUGGAGACUGCAAGACAUCCACCCGAUUCUCAGUUACUGCUGCCCGGAAGCAUCCUCCCGAUCCCCCAGUUGACGCUGUGGUGCAGAACAAAACAGAGUCCUCCAUCACCAUUCAGUGGUCUCCUCCUGACAGUGACCGCCCUGUCCCCAUCAAAGGCUACGUUGUAGAGCGAAGGAAGGUUGGUACCCAAAUGUGGCAGAGGUGCAAUGCUGAAGAAACCAUUGUCACAACAGAGUUUACAAUCUGCAACUUCACUGAAGAAGCUAGCUACCAGUUCCGUAUCUCUGCCAUUAAUGACUUUGGGCAGAGUGCCUACCUGGAGGUACCUGGAACCUUCUACCUUGAACCCACUGCAGAAAUCAGAAAAGGUCUGAUUAACAGCACUGCAGUCUCCGGUGAGGAAUUCUCCAUCUCUGUCGAGCUGUCUGCUGUUUGCUCAGGCUUCUGGUCCCUAAACGGACGCCUUUUGCGCAGCGGAGCCGACUACCUCAUCACCAGGUCAAAAAACAUACACACAUUGCUCAUCCGAGUUGUGACCAUGGAAAUGAAUGGAACUGAAGUCAAGUUUGUGGGUGGAGGCUCACAAAGCAGUUGCAUCCUCAAUGUGAAAGCCCCUUCUGUUAGGUUCACCAACAAAUCCGAUCAUCUAGAGGUGGUAACCUGCAGUGCCCAAGCCACUGCUCAGCUGACUGUUGAGGUGUCAGAUUACGACACACAGGUGGUUUGGACGAAGAACGGACGGGAGCUAAAAAUGGGCAAAAAGUAUGAAUAUGUGCUUAAUGACCGCAAGAGGAUCCUGAUGGUACACAACGUCACUGAGGAAGAUGUGGGCAUUUAUGAUUGUGUGUUACCUAAUGACAAGAUGUCCAUGCAACUCACUCUUAAAGAUGAACCUGCCAAAUUUCUAAACAAAGCCAGAGGUACCAUGGGAAUGUCAUCGACUCUCAAAGGAGAUCUUGAGCUGAGCUGUGAGGUUUCAUCUGCCAGUGCUGCUGUUGUGUGGAGAAAAGAUCAAAUGGAAAUCACUGAGGACCAAAGAACUACCAUCAUCUCCAAAGGGACUCAAAGGAAACUCAUUAUCAAGAGUGCCAAGAAGAUUGAUGAAGGACAUUAUUCGUGUGAGACAGCAGCUGACAAAAUCACAUUCCAGGUUAAGAUAAAAGAAACUCCAGCUGUAGCUGCCUUCUCCAACAAAGAGUCAGUCCAAAAGGAAGUGAAGGCCACUCUCUCCCAAAAAGCAACUCUUACUUGUAAUGUGUCAGAUAGCAAGACAGAGGUGAAAUGGUACAAAGAUGGCAAGCUGUUGAUAUCCAGUAGGACCAUAUACUCAGAAGCAAAAGGCAACACUCGCCAGCUGGUGAUUGAAAAGGUGGAGAAGAGUGAUGCUGGAGAGUAUACCUGUGAAGCUGGAGGGGACAAGCUAGUCUUCAAGAUAUUUGUCACAGAUUCCCAGUCAGCUUUCAUCAACAAGGAGUCUAUUCAGAAGGAGGUUAAAGCCAUGCUUUCCCAGAAAGCCACGUUGAGCUGUGAGGUGGUCGAUACCAAGACAGAGGUGAAGUGGUACAAGGAUGGCAAGCUGCUGACUUCCACCAAGACAAUCCAUACUGAGUCAAAGGCCAAGAAUCGCCAGCUGGUGAUCGACAGUGUGGAGAAGAAGGAUGCUGGAGAGUACAUCUGUGAGGCUGGGACUGAAAAGCUUGCCUUCAAACUACAGGUGGCAGACACACAGGUCCAGUCAGCUUUCUCUAAUAAGGAGUCAAUCCAAAAGGAGGUAAAAGCCACCCUGUCACAGAAAGCUGUUCUAUGCUGUGAGGUAUCUGAUAACAAGACAGAAGUGAAGUGGUACAAAGAUGCCAAGCUGCUGAGUUCCAGCAGGACAAUCCAUACUGAGUCAAAGGGCAAGAAUCGUCAGCUGAUGAUUGACAGUGUGGAGAAAAAGGAUGCUGGAGAGUACAUCUGUGAGGCUGGGACUGAAAAGCUCACCUUCAAACUGCAGGUGGCAGAGGCCCAAUCAGUCUUCUAUAAUAAGGACUCUAUACAAAAGGAGGUGAAAGUCACUUUGUCCCAGAAGGCCACUUUGAGCUGUGAGGUUUCUGAUUCCAAGACAGAGGUGAAGUGGUACAAAGAUGGAAAGCUCCUGUCCUCUAGCAAGACUAUCCACACAGAGUCUAAGGGCAAGAAUCGUCAGCUGGUGAUCGACAGUGUGGAGAAGAAGGAUGCUGGAGAGUACAUCUGUGAAGCUGGGACUGAAAAGCUUGCCUUCAAACUACAGGUGGCAGACACACAUGUCCAAUCAGCCUUCUUUAACAAGGAUUCAGUUAAGAAGGAAGUGAAAGCCACCAUCUCCCAGAAGGCUGUCCUGAGCUGUGAAGUAGCCGACGCCAAGACAGAAGUGAAGUGGUACAAGGAUAGCAAGCUGCUGACUUCCACCAAGACAAUCCAUACUGAAUCAAAGGCCAAGAAUCGCCAGCUGGUGAUUGACAAUGUGGAGAAAAAGGAUGCUGGAGAGUACAUCUGUGAGGCUGGGACUGAAAAGCUUGCCUUCAAACUACAGGUGGCAGACACACAGGUCCAGUCAGCUUUCUCUAAUAAGGAGUCAAUCCAAAAGGAGGUAAAAGCCACCCUGUCACAGAAAGCUGUUCUAAGCUGUGAGGUAUCUGAUAACAAGACAGAAGUGAAGUGGUACAAGGAUGGCAAGCUGCUGAGUUCCAGCAAGACAAUCCAUACUGAAUCAAAGGGCAAGAAUCGCCAGCUGGUGAUUGACAGUGUGGAGAAGAAGGAUGCUGGAGAGUACAUCUGUGAGGCUGGGACUGAAAAGCUGGCCUUUAAGAUACAUGUGCAAGAGAUCCAAGUGAAGUCUGCCUUCUCCAGCAAAGAGUCUAUCCAAAAAGAGGUGAAAGCUACUCUCUCUCAGAAAGCCACUCUCACCUGUGAGGUAUCUGAUAUCAAUACAGAGGUAAAAUGGUACAAGGAUGGCAAGCUUCUGACCACCAGCAAGACAGUUCAUGUAGAGUCAAAAGGCAGGAGUCGGCAGCUGGUGAUCAACAGUGUGGAUAAGAAGGAUGCUGGGGAGUACAUCUGUGAGGCUGGGUCUGAGAAGCUGCCCUUUAAGAUACAGGUGUUAGAAGCCCCAGCUGGCUUCUCUAACAUGGAGUCAGUCCAGAAGGAAGUGAAAACUUAUCUCUCACAGAGAGCCACGCUUAGUUGUGAGGUUUCAGAUUCCAAGACAGAGGUAAAGUGGUACAAGGAUGGCAAGCUGCUGACUUCCAGCAAAGGAGCCCACAUGGAGUCUAAGGGCAAAACUCGUGAGCUGGUGAUAGAAAAAGUGGAGAAAAAGGAUGCUGGAGAAUAUACGUGUGAGGCUGGAACAGAGAAGCUGGUAUUUAAGUUGCAGCUAACAGAUUUAGCCAUAAAGUUCCAGAAGAAAUCUGUCAAGGACACAUGCGUGGUUCAAACAAGUGAAAGCAUUGUUUUAUCCACUGAACUGACCUCAGAGGGCGGUAGUGUGAGAUGGUUUAGAGAUAGCAUGGAGCUCAAGGAGAGCAGCAAGUAUGAAAUGAAAAAAGAGGGCCUUUCUCGUACCCUGAUAGUGAAAUCUGCAGAAAUGAAAGACAGUGGAACGUACUCUUGUCAAACUGCGGAUGAUAAACUGGAGUUCAAAGUUCAAGUUAAAGAUUCAGCUUUGAAGUUUGUUCUCCCUUUGAAACCUGCCACAGUGGAACUGGGAGGUACACUAAGCCUGAUUUGCGAACUAAAUCAAGCUUCAGGGGAUGCUGUAUGGCACCAUAAUGGCCGUGAGAUUAAACCUGGAGGCAGGUUCUGUGUCAGAGCAGAUGGUGCUAGGCGAAUUCUCACUGUGACUGGCAUGACCAAGGAAGAUGAAGGAGAAUACAGCUGUGAAUGUAGAAAUGACAAGACAUCUGCUAAAGUCUCUUCUAAAGCACCAAGAUUAGUGAGGUUGGUCACCAAACUGAACAACGUGGUUGCAACGGAGCGAAAAGAUGCCGUUUUCAAGUGUGCCGUCAGCCCAGCAGACGUCAGCGUCAGAUGGUUCCACAACAGUAUCCUCAUCGUUUCUGGGCAGAAGUAUAAGCUUGAGCAAGGUGGUGGCAGCCACUCACUUACCAUCACCUCAGUCACUCAGAAAGAUGCAGGAGAGAUAAGUGUUGAUGCAGAAGGCAAAAGCUGCAAAGCUACUCUACAAGUGCAACAUGAACCUGUGACUUUCAAGAAAAAGCUAGAAAACCUGACAGUGGAGGAGCAAAGCGAAGUGAGGAUGGAAGUGGAGCUCAGUAAGGCAUCGGAUGAAGUCAGGUGGAUGAAGAACAGUGUAGUGCUGCAACCUGCAGGAAACAUGGAGAUUCGGGUAGAGGGAGCUAAGCAGGCUCUGGUCUUCAAGAGUGUGACUUAUGCUGACCGUGGCAUCUACUCUUGCGAAACUCUGGAUGAUAAGACCCAGGCCAAGCUCAGCGUGGAGAUGAAGAAGAUCCAGGUAAUAAAGGGUCUAACAGAAACCAAGGCACGUGAAACAGAGACAGUAACACUUGAGGUAGAACUCAGUCAGGUCAAUGUUGAAGGCUCCUGGAACAGAGACAGGGUCAAAUUAAAGUCAGGGCCAAACUGCCAUAUCACAGCUCUGGGAAAGAAGCACAUCCUGACGUUGUCCAGUCUCAAGCAGGGGGAUGCAGGAAUGAUUUCCUUCCAGGCAGAGGGAGUGCAUACUUCAGCUAAACUGAUCGUCACAGAAGCUCCUGCUAUGAUCUCCAAACCUAUUAUGGAUAUGAGUGUUCCUGAGAAGGAGAAGGUUACGUUUGAAUGUGAAGUGUCCAGAGCGAAUGCAGAUGUUAGAUGGUUCAAGGAUGAGGUAGAACUAAAACCGGGAAAGAACUUUGCUAUUCAUUCAUUGGGCCAAAAGCGCACUUUGGCCAUCAACAAAUGCUCCCCUGAAGAUGGAGGCACGUACAUCUGCCGUACUACUGAUGAUAACACCUCCGCCAAGCUCACUGUUCAUGCCAGAGAUAUCAAGAUCAUCAAGAAGCUGGAAGAUCUGGAGGUAAUGGAGAAGGAGAGUGCUAAAUUUGUCUGUGAAAUCUCACACGAUGAAGUGGAGUGCCAGUGGUACAAAGGAAACACAAAACUCAAAGCCACUGACAACAUAAAGAUGAGGCAAGAGGGCAGAACUUAUGUGCUGCUUUUCAAGUCUGCUACCCCAGAAGAUAUGGGUGAAAUUAAGUUUACAGCUGAGAAAGCAUCUUCAACUGCUAAACUUAAAGUGAAAGAGCUGCCUGUGAAGUUUGUGAAGCGACUCAGGGAUAAGAUAGCGAUGUAUAAGCAUCGUGGUCAUCUUGAAUGCCAAGUGUCACGUGCCAGCGCAAAGGUGAAGUGGUACAAGAACAAGACGGAGAUCAAACCCAGCAAGAAGUACGAGAUCAAAAGCGAAGACCUGUACCGAAAGCUCACCGUUAUUGAUGUGGACUCUGGGGAUGAAGACACGUAUACCUGUGAUGCCACUGAUGACAAGACAUCCUGUAAACUGCUUGUGGAAGAGCAGUCCAUCAGCAUAGUGCGGGAACUUAGUCCAGUAGAAGUCACAGAACCCUUUGCAGCUGUUUUUGAAGUGGAAAUCAGUAUGGAACUGGUGAAACCUCCUGUAUGGACUUUGAAUGGAGUUGCUCUGCAGGAGGGGCCUGAUGUCGAAAUGGAGAAAGAAGGCACGAUGCACCGUCUCACUUUCAAAAAGACUAAAGCAUCAAUGACGGGAGCUGUACAGUUUACAGCUGGGAAGAGCAAAUCUUUAGCCCAGCUCACAGUUAAAGAGCGCCCUCUUGAGAUUGCAGAAGUUAUUAAAGAUGUUAAGGCGAAGGAGAAAAGUUCAGCCAUACUCAGCUGCAAGUUCUCUGCUCCACCCAAAGAGGUUAACUGGUUCAAAGGUCGAGUACCUCUGGCAGCUUCAGACAAGUACAACAUCAAGCAAGAUGGUACACGUGCCCAAAUUACCAUUCACAGGCUGACUGAGGAGGACAGUGGAGAGUACCGCUGUCAGUCUGGACCUGCUGAGACCAAAGGCACACUUACUGUUGAAGUGCGUGAAAUCAAAAUCACCAAGCACUUGGCCAAUACAGAAGUCGAUGAAGACAGCAAUGCGGUAUUCACCUGUGAGAUUAACUACGCUGAUGAAGAAGCUCAGUGGCUUCUGAAUGACAAGGUGCUCUUCACAAAUGAAGUUAACACCAUCGCUCAUGAGGGGAAGGUUCACAAGCUGACACUGAAGAACCUGGCACCUCAAGAUGGAGGAACAAUCACCUUUCAAGUCCGCAAGGUCAAAGAGUCUGUCACACUCAAGGUUAAAGAGAAGCGCGCUGUGUUCCUCAAGUCACUAGACGAUGUUAUUGGAGAAGAGAAAGGCAUGAUCACUCUGGCAUGUGAGGCAUCCAAGCCAAGAGUUUCCCCCACAUGGAGAAAAGAGGGUAAAGUCUUAAAAGCUGGGCCAAAAUAUGAGCUCCUUCACACAGGCAAGUCUUUGGGCCUGAUCAUCAAGGAUGCCACCAAAGAUGAUGCUGGGGAGUACAGCUGUGACCUUGGCACUGAGGUAUCCAAGGCAAAGGUUACGGUCAGAGAAAUUGGUAUUGGAAUAACUAAAUGGCUGAAAUCAGUUGAAGUGAAUGAGGGAGAUACAUGCAGCUUUGAGUGCAUCCUGUCUCGUGAGAGCACAGGUGAGUGCUCCUGGACUGUCAAUGGCCAAGCUGUUACAAACAGAGGCCGCUUUAACAUCUCCACCAAAGGACGCAAAUACAUGCUCACUAUUAAAGAUGUCUCCCCUGCUGAUGCUGGUGAGGUAGUCUUCAGUAUCAAAGACUUGAGCUCCAAAGCAACAUUGACAGUUGAAGGUAAAGCUUCAUCUGUAUCAAAAGGACUGCAGAAUAUUUGUGUCAUUCAAGGGGAAGAUGCUGUUUUUACUUGUGAGGUGACACAGGCUAGUUUUGCUGUAAAGUGGGCCAAGGAUGGUAAAGCCAUCAAAAAGAGCCAGAAAUAUGAGCUCAGCCAGCAAGAUAGAGUCAUGAAACUGACCAUCCAUAAUGUGUCUGCUCAAGACUCUGGAGAGUACAGCUGUGAAGUUAUUGGAGGUGCAACCACCAGAGCUAAGCUAGAAAUCAAGGAGCCAAUCCAUAAAUUCACUAAAACGCUAAAGGACAGUGAAGCAGACGAGAAGGGCUCCGUGACUCUGCAAUGCACGACGGAACAAAUCCCAUCCACGGUUGUAUGGCUUAAAGGUCACACAGAGCUCAAGGCUGGAGGGCGAUAUGAGAUGUCUCAGAAAGAUGGCGUCUUAACUCUCAUGAUCAAACAACUGGAGGAGAACGAUACUGAUAUCUACACUUGUGAUGUAGGCACUGCCAAGAGCAUGGCCAAGGUGACCGUUAAAGCCCUGCCUGCUACUUUUAUUGAGAAGCUCAAAAACCAGGAGAAAAAAGAAGGGGAGAGUGUGACACUUCGCUGUGAGCUAUCAAAACCUGCAGCUGUCGUUCAGUGGAAAAAAGACUCUGAAAUUCUCAAACCAGGAGAGAAGUAUGACAUGAAGCAGGCAGAGGGCUCUUGUAUACUUCAGAUUCUGAAUUUGAAGAUAGAAGAUAGUGGAGCGUAUACAUGCAUAUGCGGGGACGAGAAGACGUUUGCAGCCUUGAAAGUCACUGCAUUGCCACCAAACUUCACGCAGAAGCUGGAGAGCCAGCAGGCCGAGGAGGGAGCUGACAUUAUUCUGCACUGUGAGCUCUCUAAAGCUGGAGUCCCAGUAGAGUGGAAGAAAGGAACGCAGAUCCUGAAGUCUGGAGAAAAGUACCAGAUGAAGCAGAAGGCCUCUGUGAAUGAACUCGUAAUCAAGAAGGUGGUGCCUGAAGACAGUGGAGACUACAGCUGUGUGUGUGGAGACCAGAAGACCACAGCCAGCCUUAGCAUAAAGGCCAAACCAGUCACCUUCAAACAGAAGCUGGAGAGCCUGGAGGCUGAGGAGGGAGGCAGUGUUACUUUGCGCUGUGAGCUCUCUAAGGUUGGAGUCCCAGUAGAGUGGAAGAAGGGCACGCAGGUCCUGAAGUCUGGGGAGAGGUACAAGAUGAAGCAGAAGGCCUCAAUGAAUGAACUUGUGAUAGAAAAAGUGGUGCCUGAAGACAGUGGAGACUACAGCUGUGUGUGUGGAGACCAGAAGACCACAGCUAGCCUGAGCAUAAAGGCCCAACCAGUCACCUUCAGACAGAAGCUGGAGAGCCUGGAGGCCGAGGAGGGAGGCAGUGUUACUUUGCGCUGUGAGCUCUCUAAGGUUGGAGUCCCAGUAGAGUGGAAGAAAGGAACACAGGUCCUGAAGUCUGGGGAGAGGUACAAGAUGAAGCAGAAGGCCUCAAUGAAUGAACUUGUGAUAGAAAAAGUGGUGCCUGAAGACAGUGGAGACUACAGCUGUGUGUGUGGAGACCAGAAGACCACAGCAAGUCUCAAUAUCAAGGCCCAACCAGUGACCUUCAAACAGAAGCUGGAGAGCCAGCAGGCCGAGGAGGGAGCUGACAUUAUUCUGCACUGUGAGCUCUCUAAAGCUGGAGUCCCAGUAGAGUGGAAGAAAGGAACGCAGAUCCUGAAGUCUGGAGAAAAGUUCCAGAUGAAGCAGAAGUCCUCUGUGAAUGAACUCGUGAUUAACAAAGUGGUACCUGAAGACAGUGGAGACUACAGCUGUGUGUGUGGAGACCAGAAGACCAAAGCUAGCCUGAGCAUAAAGGCCCAACCAGUCGCCUUCAAACAGAAGCUGGAGAGUCAGCAGGCUGAGGAGGGAGCUGACAUUAGUCUGCGCUGUGAGCUCUCUAAAGCUGGAGUCCCAGUAGAGUGGAAGAAAGGAACACAGGUCCUGAAGUCUGGGGAGAGGUACCAGAUGAAGCAGAAGGCCUCUGUGAAUGAACUUGUGAUAGAAAAAGUGGUGCCUGAAGACAGUGGAGACUACAGCUGUGUGUGUGGAGACCAGAAGACCACAGCUAGCCUGAGCAUAAAGGCCCAACCAGUCACCUUCAGACAGAAGCUGGAGAGCCUGGAGGCCGAGGAGGGAGGCAGUGUUACUUUGCGCUGUGAGCUCUCUAAGGUUGGAGUCCCAGUAGAGUGGAAGAAAGGAACACAGGUCCUGAAGUCUGGGGAGAGGUACCAGAUGAAGCAGAAGGCCUCUGUGAAUGAACUUGUGAUAGAAAAAGUGGUGCCUGAAGACAGUGGAGACUACAGCUGUGUGUGUGGAGACCAGAAGACCACAGCAAGUCUCAAUAUCAAGGCUGUGAAGCUGGCAGCUCCUCCUUCAGCUGCUACAGAAUCUAAGAGGCAGGAAACCAAAGAAAAAGCGGGGACAUUGACAACAACUGAACAAACUCCUAAACAGGAUUUUCAGGGACAUUCAAGAGAGCUUAAAGUGGGAAGUGAAGUUCUUCCAGUCAUAUUCAUUCGAGACCUGGAGAGCCAAGUAGCUGAAGAGGGAGGUAGUGUUACCCUGCACUGUGAGCUAUCAAAACCUGGAGUCCAUGUAGAGUGGAAGAAAGGAUCAGAAGUCCUGAGCUGUGGAGAAAAGUACCAGAUAAAACAAAAAGGAUUCUGUCAUGAGCUGCACAUUCUUGAUUUGAGGCCUGGAGAUACAGGAAGCUAUUCGUGCUCUUUAGAGGAUACAAUAAGCUCAGCAUCUCUGGUUGUAAAUGCUCUUCCAGUUAUUUUCACAAAAGAGCUGGAAAGCCAAACGGCUGAUGAGGGUGACAGUGUCACCCUGAACUGUGAACUAUCUAAAGCUGGUGUUCCUUUGGAGUGGAGGAAGGGAGAACUUGGUCUUUGUCCUUGUGCAAAGUAUGAAAUUAGACAAAAAGUACACCUGGCUACACUAAUAAUCCAUGAUGUUGACUCAGAGGAUUCUGGGAGUUACACAUGUGAUGCCGGUGAUCGUCGUAGCACUGCACAGCUAGCUGUGAAGGCCAAGCCUGUCCUUUUCAAAACCCAGCUACAGAACCUUGAAGGACAAGCAGGAGAGAGCGCCUGUCUUCGUUGUGAAAUCACAAAGCCGGGGGUCAGUGUGGUCUGGAGGUGUGGUGAUCGGGUGCUGGCAUCCAGCAGCAAGUAUCACCUGAAGCAGGAAGGGACUGUAGUUGAGCUUAUUAUCUACAAACUGCAAGGAACUGACUCAGGAGAGUACUCCUGUGAUACAGGCAGGCAGAAGACUUCAGCUGUCCUCACUGUGAAGGAGGUCAAGGUUAAAGUACUGAAAUUCUUGGAGAGCUGCGUUGUGUACGAGGGUGAAGAUGUCUGCUUUGAGUGUCUGGUUUCUCAUGAGGAGGCACCAAUGGCACUGUGGAAACUCCAGGAUGUCCCUCUGCAGAAUAAUGAAAUGAACCUGAUCAAGGCUGAGGGCCGGCUGCACAGCCUCACACUCAGAGGCGUCACUACAGCUGAUUCGGGGACAGUAACUUUCACUGUGGGAAACCACACUUCCACAGCUUCUCUGACAGUCAGAGCUGCACCUGUAGUAUUCAAGAAGGAGCUGAAAAGUCAAGAGGCCAAAGAAGGUGGCGAAGCCUCUCUGUCCUGUGAGGUAUCAAGCCCUGAUCACAAGGUGACCUGGUGGAAGGGCUCAACUCUUCUCACACAGGGAGAGAAAUACACCAUGGAGCAAAAAGCAACCACUCACAUUCUGAUCAUACACAAGCUGAUCAUGGAGGAUAGUGGGGAAUAUACCUGUGAUACUGGAGACCAGAAAAGCACUGCUACCCUGACUGUAAAAGAGCAUGUGCGAAUCAUUCGAGAACUCUGCGACAUUACUGUGACCACUGGGAAAGACGCCGUCUUUGAGGUUGAGCUGUCACACUCUGGUGUCACCAAUGGGGAAUGGUGGCUUUCAGACAACCUGCUUCAAAAUAAUGAUCUGAAUCAAAUGAGCAUUAUAGGGAGAGUGCACCGCUUGGUCCUCAAGAUGGUAACCACGGAUGAAUCUGGAGAUGUUGCCUUCGUGGUGGGAGAAGAGAAGAGUGUGGCCUGUCUUCUGGUGGAGGAGAAACCCAAAGUGCUAAUAUUAGAGAAGCCACACAACACUGUUGCAUUAGAAGGUGAAACGGUCACUUUGGCCUGCACCAUCUCUGACCCCAGUGGUAAGGUUACAUGGAUCAAAAACAAUGUGGCCCUCCAAGCGGGUCUCAAGUAUGACCUGAAGAAGAAUGCAGCAUUUCAUCAGCUUCGUAUUCACAACCUGGUGGCUGAGGACGCCGGAACGUAUACCUGCGACACUGGGGAUGCACAGUGUGAUGUCACGCUGACUGUGGAAGGUGCCCCAGUCUUCUUCCAGACAGAGCUCAAGAACCAGGAUGCCAUAGAGGGUGAUGAUAUUACUCUGCACUGUGAGCUCUCUAAGCCGUGUGUUUGUGUUGAGUGGAGGAAAGGAGGAUUAGUCCUCCGGCCUGGUAAGAAGUAUGAGAUGAGACAGUCAGGGUGUAUUCAAGAGCUCUGUAUAUGGAAUCUGGAGCCUGAUGACAGUGGCUACUACACCUGCGAUGCAGGAGACCAGCUCACUACAGCUUCUUUAGCAGUGCAAGCAAAAGAAGUCUUCAUUGUUUCUGGCCUUAAGUCCACCGAUGUUUUUGUUGGCGAAUGGGCAACUUUCUCCUGCCAGCUCUCUGGUAAAGCCCACGGCAAGGUGCAGUGGUGGCUGGAUGGCAGCUUGUUGGAGAACAGCCCCUUUAGUGAGAUAGGGCUGGCCCAGGGCCACAUCCACACACUCACCUUAAAGAACCUGGCCACAGAUGACUCUGGCACUGUCACCUUCAAAGCUGGCAGUUUAACAUCAACAGCCAAGCUCUUGGUCAAAGAUCCCACAGUUGAAGUGGUGAGCGAGAUGGAGGACCUUCGGGUGGUUGAAAACCAGCCGGCUGAGUUCAUCUGCCAGUACUCAAGACCAGUGAAGGCUCAGUGGAAGAAAGAUGGGCAGCCUUUGCAGCCUGAUGGCCGAAGGGUGGUAGUGGAGCAGGACUGGAAUGUGGCUCGCUUGUACAUUAGCCAUGUGUCUGCUGAGGACAGGGGCACAUACUCCUGUGAGGCAGAGGGGACCUGCGUGGUCGCUUCACUUCAUGUGGAAGCCAAACCCAUUACCAUUGUUCAGGGCCUGGAGAAUGUGGACACUUUUGAUGGAGGCGAAGCACUCUUUGAGUGUGCCCUGUCUCGUCCUGAGAGCAAAAACUGCCAGUGGCUCCUUGAUGGCAAACCACUGAAAGAAUCCCCGAAUGCUGAGGUUGUAUCAUUCGAGAGCGGUCGUCGCCAUCUGCUCCUGCUGAAAGAGCUGCGCGUCAAAGACAGUUGCAUGGUGACUUUCAGAGCUGGCGCAGCGUCCACAUCUGCCCAGCUCACUGUUAAAGGUUGGCAGUUGGCCAUUGUGAAGGGUUUGGAGGACAGAGUGGCUGCAGUGGGGGAGAAAGUCGAGUUCUGUGUUGAGCUCACGGAGGUGGUCCCUACGACAGAAGUGGUCUGGUAUGCUAAUGGAGUUGAGCUGAAGCCCAGUGACCUCUGGGCUAUGAGGGCCGAUGGUCGGUCUUACCGCCUUGUCCUGAGACAGGCGCCUCUUUUGCCCCAGCAGGAAAUUACAUUUGCUGCCAGAGAUGCUAUCUCUCUGGCCAAGCUCACCAUCAUCACUGUGCCUGAUCCUCCAGAGGAUCCGGAGGUCCUCAGUAAGACAAAAAAGUCUGUUACCCUCUCUUGGUUCACACCUUUGCAUGAUGGAGGAAGUCCCAUUCUGGGCUACAGAGUGGAGAUCCGAAUGGUAGACAGUGCCCUCUGGCUUCCAUGUCAUUCUGAGCCUGUGCGUAACACCGAAUUUGUGGUUGAAAAUCUCAGUCCAGGCAGUGCCUACAGGUUUAGAGUGGCAGCCAUCAACAGAGCAGGGAUAGGGGAGCCUGUUGAGCUGCCUCAGACUGUUCAGCUUGAAGCACCUCCUCUGCCACCGAUUACUCCAGAUGCAAAACAGGAAGUAACUGAGGCACUGGGACAGCCCAGUCUUCCUCCUGAGGCUGCUGAAGAAGGUGAUCUCCAUGAACUUUGGGAAGCAUCAGCCAAGAAACGACGCAUGAGUCGGGAGCCAACUCUGGACUCCAUCUCUGAACAACCAGAGGAGGAUGGCAAAAGGGGUCAGAGCAAAUUAGACCAGAAUCAGCUUCCACAAUCUGAGAAAGUGGAAGUCAAAUCAACAGAGAAGGAGCAGGCCAUUGUGUCAAAGAAGCAGACAGAAGCCAGCCUGUGCACCAGCUCUGAGGACGAGUCUGUUUCUGGGCGUUCGACGCUUGUUUCCUACCUCAAAAAGAGCAGCAAGACUACUGAGACAGUGACAAAGGAAGCAGAUACUCUAGCUACUGAGAGGUUCUUCGCACAUUUCCAAAUGUCAGAGCAGAAAACUGUGCAGCAGACAGAAGUGAAAACAACUGUAGUUCAGCAAACCCAAGAAAAACACGUGUCUACAGAGGAAACUAGCAUCAUGGAGAUCGGUAAAGAGGAUGACCCUGAGCUCAGAGAAGCUGCUGUUAAGAUUCAAGCUGCCUUCAAGGGCUACAAGGCCCGCAAGGACAUGCGUCCUGUUUUUAAAGAAGUCUUCAAAGACCAGACUAAAGAACCUAAUGGCACCAUACAUCUGGAAUGUGUGACAGAAGGUAAACCUGAUAAGGUCCGCUGGCUGAAAGAUGGAGAACCACUGACGGAUGGCAAGCAUCAUCAUAUUGAUAUCUAUAAUGAUGGCACCUGCUCACUGGUCAUUACUGCAAUCACCACCAAGGACACUGGAGUUUACACAUGUGAAGCCACUAACAAGUUUGGGGUAGCUUCUCACAGUGGUAAGGUGACUGUGGGAACGGUAAGAGAAUCAUCGGGCCGACGGCCGCUUACUGUAGGUUACAGUGCUGACAGUGAGCCUGAGAGCUCCUCCGGAAGUGAGAUGGAUGAGUCGCUGAGACAGGCAAGCAGACGCCUCCGGCGCCUGUUGCGCACGCGUCUCCCACCAGAUGUUGAGGAAGAACCAUUUGUCAGUGCAGAUGAAGGAGACUUGCGAGCCCCAGACCCACAAUCUUACCGUGAAGAUGACAAUUAUAUCUACAUUCGUUUUGAUUCACGGACAGAAGCUGAAGUUGCCUCUAUGAGAUUUCAGGAGAUGUUUACAGUCCAUGGGGUUCCUGUGGAGACCACAAUCUUACCUGCAGGACCUCACAAAGUGGAGCUGCGAAUUAAAAAGAUGAGCUACAUACAAGAUGGUACACAGACGCCCACACAAGAUAGACAGCCUCCUGCUUUCAUGACUGGAGCUCCAGCUGCACCGGUCUUCUUAACCGAGCUACAAAGUCAGGAUGUUCCAGACGGUUAUCCAGUCAGCUUUGACUGUGUUGUGAUUGGCAAGCCACCUCCCACUGUUCGCUGGUAUAAGGAUGGCAAGCUGCUGGAGGAGAACGACCAUUACAUGAUCAAUGAAGACCAGGAGGGCUGCCACCAACUUAUCAUCACCACUGUGUUGCCUACUGAUAUGGGGGUCUAUCGCUGCACAGCUGAAAACAGCAGUGGCAUUGCAUCUACUAAAGCUGAACUCAGGGUUGACAUGUCUUGCAGCUCAGAUUAUGACACUGCUGCUGAUGCCACUGAGACGUCUUCUUACGUCAGUGCCAAAGGAUACAUGUCCAGGGAAACUGAGACCUUUGAGUCUGUAGCUGAAGAUGAUCAGCUACCGCAGGUUGUGGAGGAGCUUCAUGAUGUUCACGUCUGUCCAGGUUCACCUAUUGCAAAGAUGCAGCUUAAAGUAAAGGGUUUCCCGAAACCCAGAAUAUACUGGUUCAAAGAUGGCCACCCUCUACGACCUUCAGAAAGAAUUCAUUUGUUAGCAGAGAGAGACGUUCAUGGCGUGGAGAUCACGGAGGUGAAAAAAGAGGAUAUGGGGGAGUACUCCGUCUACAUCAGCAAUGCAGCUGGUUCUGCUUACUCCUCUGCCCGGAUGAUAGUAUUGAGUCCUGGGGAGAUUUUACCACAAGAGAAAAAGGACCCUAAAGAGCCCCUGGUGCCACCCCGCUUUAUUGAAAGGUUCAGCAAUAGGAAGGUGAAACAAGGAACAAGCAUCACUCUGUCUGUGAAAGUAGAAGGAUCUCCUACUCCCAUGGUCAACUGGCUAAAGGAGGAAUCUUUGGAGGAUGUCCUGUGGAUCAAGCCUGACACUAAAGGAUACAAAAUAGCAAGCUCUGGGCGCCACCACAGUCUCAUCUUGAUGGACGUGGGCACAGAGUACACUGGUGCCUAUACCUGCAUUGCAACAAAUAAAGCUGGACAGUCCAUCUGCACUGCUCACUUGGAGGUGGAUGAGACUCCUCAGCCCAAGAAAGAGACAGUGGCUUCAGAGGUUCUUGGGAUUACAGUUAGUCCUCCACAGGAAGAUACUAGCAAAGGAAAAGAGGGCAAAAUGCCUUUCCUAGGUGAAGUAGGUUCAGAGGAAUUCCUCAUGAAACUCACCUCUCAGAUCACUGAAAUGGUAUCAGCCAAGAUCACCCAAGACAGUUUACAGAAUCAUGAAGUGCUCCAGUGGAUGAAAUCUUGGCCCAAAUCUGCCACUUCAUUACGCGUACCAGGUGGUGACAGUGAUGAUGAGACCAAGACACCUUCUCCAUCACCUCAUCACGGUCGCUCCCGUCCUCCCUCCCUCAUUGCUGACUCCUCCUCUGAGUCUGAUGAAGGAGACGCCAGGGGAGAGAUGUUUGAUAUCUAUGUAGCAACAGCUGAUUACAACCCCAUCGUGGCGAGCAAAGAUUCCAUCUCUCUAAAAGAGGGACAGUAUGUUGAGGUUUUGGACUCGGCUCACCCGCUCAAGUGGUUAGUUCGGACCAAACCCACCAAAACGACACCAUCCCGCCAAGGCUGGGUCUCACCGGCCUACCUGGACAAAAAACUCAAACUGUCUGCUGAUGCUGGCGAUCUUCCAGAAACAAGUGUGGAAGAGGUGUCUGAAGGAGAAUACAAGAGAAAAUUAUUCCAACUGAUCCAGGAACUGAUAAACGGAGAAUCAGAGUUUGUCAAGGAGGUGGAAUUCUUCACCUCCCAUCACCUGAAGCAUGCAGACAGUUCUGAUGCACCGCCUGACGUCACCAGCCAGAAAGAGGCUAUUUUCAGAAACAUUGAUGAUAUCAAAUCCUUCCAUAACAAGGCAUUCCUUCCGAAGUUGAAUGACUGCGACACUGAUGAUGACAUAGCCAUGUGUUUCCUGAAGAACAAGGAGGGCUUUGAGAAGUACCUUCAGUAUCUUGUAGGUCAUAGUCAGGCUGAAUCUGCCAUCAGUGACAAGACUGUGCACAGCUUCUUUAAGGAAUAUACUGACACAGCGCAGGCUAAUUCAGACCCUGCAGAUCCACCAGUAAGAAGCAUAAAUGCCUAUCUCCAACAGCCACUGGAGAGGAUUCAGAAGUACAAGGCCUUCCUGAAGGAGCUCAUUCGAAACAAAGCAAGAAAUGGUCAGAACUGCUGCCUGCUGGAAGAAGCUUUUGCAAUGGUGUCUGCACUCCCUCAGCGUUCUGAGAAUACCCACCAUGUCUCCAUGAUUGAGAACUAUCCUGCCACCCUCGAAGUUCUUGGAGAACCAAUUAGACAGGGGCCUUUCCAAGUGUGGGAGGGUGCUCCUGGAAUUAGAACGUCCUCUAGAGGUCACCACCGUCACGUCUUCCUCUUUAAGAACUACUGCAUUAUCUGCAAGCCCAAGAGAGACAGCAACACUGAUACACAAGCAUAUAUUUUCAAGAACAUGAUGAAGCUGAAUAACAUUGAUGUGAAUGAGACAGUGGAGGGUGAUGACCGUGCCUUUGAGAUUUGGCAUGAGCGCGAGGAUUCUGUGAGGAAGUACACCUUACAAGCCCGAACUGUUACCAUCAAGAACUCGUGGCUGAGAGACCUCAGAGAACUGCAGCAGCGAUACAGCAUGCCUGCAUGGAGUUCCCCUGAUUUUGAUGAAAUUCUGGCAAACUGCACAGCAGAGCUGGGCCAGACUGUUAAGCUGGCUUGCAAAGUUACUGGAGUACCCAAACCUGCGGUUACCUGGUACAAGGAUGGACGCGCAGUGGGGGCAGAUCCACAUCACAUCAUCAUCGAGGACCCUGAUGGUUCCUGCACACUAAUCCUGGACAAUAUGACUGCAGAUGAUUCUGGUCAGUACAUGUGCUUUGCCACAAGUCCAGCUGGCAAUGCCAGUACUCUGGGAAAGAUCACAGUUCAGGUACCUCCUCGUUUUGUAAAUAAAAUAAGGAAUGCCAUCUUUGUUGCCGGUGAGGACGCUCAGUUCACCUGUGUAAUACAAAGCGCCCCCAAGCCCAAAGUGAGGUGGUUCAAGGAUGGCAGGCUGCUGACUGACCAGCAGAAAUAUCAGACCUACAGUGAGCUCCGGAGUGGCGUUCUGGUUCUGGUAAUCAAAAACCUGACAGAGAGAGACCUUGGACACUAUGAGUGCGAGUUGUCGAACCGUCUGGGCAGUGCAAAGUGUGCUGCUGACUUGGUCUUCCCCUCCGCUGUGGCUCGCUCUGGUGAGCAGGCCAUCACCAUUGAAGUUACCGAGCAGGAGACGAAAAUACCAAAGAAAACCAUCAUCAUUGAGGAGACUAUAACCACCGUGGUGAAGAAUCCUCGAAUGAGAAGACACAGAUCACCUGGCUUGACUCUUGCUGGUGUCCACCGCUCUGAGACUUCCACCCCCGAGCUUCCUACAGCCAGGACAAGGAGGAUGCCCACUCCAAGAAAGACCACUAUCCCAACUCUCUAUGUUACUGAUCCCCAGGGGGCGGAAGCCAGGGGAACAGAGAGCAAGCCCAGGUGGGUUGAAGUAGAAGAGGUCAUCGAGUAUAAGGUCAAUAAGUCUCCCAGGUUGUCCAGGAGGAGAGGUAUUUCGCCAGCAGGGUCUGAUCGUGCAGGCACACCCUCGAGACCCAAAAGGUCUCCAGUGGAAAACCCAAAUGCUAACAAUUCCAACAACAAGCUUGUGGAGCAAGCACAGGCCCACCUGCAGGGAGACAUCAGCAGCCAGCCGCUCUCAUGGGAGGAAGAGGUGACUGAUGCUGCAUCUGGGUCUGCUUCUGGGGAGCCGCACGAGCUCUCUUCUGUUCUCGCUACAGCUGGAGAAGAUCACGACGACCUGGAUGAUGAACAAACUGUAAUUUUUGAACCCGAUGACGAGGAGGAUACAUCUGCAAGAAAGCAAGAGCCUGUGUUCCUAAAACAAGGAGAUCGUGUUUUAACCCUUGAGGACUUGGAGGAUUACGUCCCAGAGGAAGGAGAGACUUAUGGCUCCUCCCACACGCAACACGUUAACGAAAAGCCUUGUGAGAUCUCUGUGCUUCAGAGAGAGAUUGGCGGUUCUACAGUGGGACAGCCGGUGCUUCUCAACGUGGGCCGGCCUGAUGUGGUGCCCCGGCAAAGGACUGGCUUCUUUAGUCGGUUCAGGGAGAAUCUCUCCAGCAGCCUUUUCUCAUCUGCUGUCCCACCGCAGGCCAGGGAGGCUCGGUCCAGGGCGGAGAGGAAUGUGCCUAUUCAAGUGAGCCAUGCAAAGCUGGAAGUGAAGCCUUCGUACUGCUCAGAGGUGCAGAGAGUUGAGGGCAGGCAGCAGAGUUUUAAAACCAAAGUGUCAACUCAGACCUAUGGUUACACAUCAGUUGGCAAUCCUGUCACUCUUCAAAUUAGAGAUGACCUUUAUCAGAACCAGUGAAAAGCAAACAUUUAAUUUGGCAUCACAAACCCUCUUAGUCUUAAAUAGGGACAUUCACUAAACAUGAAAAUACAGAUCGUAACCUGAGCAACAUUUACUGCAUUUGACAAACCAUUCCAUUUUUAGCCUGCCAAUCAGAUAAUAGUGUCAUCCUUAGAUAUUUUCUUGACAGACUGUUAGACUCUACUGUCUCUUACAGAUGAGAUGGAAACUAUAGGGAUAUACAUGUUGUGUGAUGUACAAUAUGCAUGAUGGGCAGAAGCUAAGAAAGGUCUGACAUUUACUGAUUAAAACCUUCAUAUCUAAUGGUGAGUUGAAGUCUUUAAAUAAAAUAAAUGUUUUUUGGUUAUACAUACAGUGAUUGACAAAUUUAUGAGACUGCCACCCCCAGUGUAAGGUUUAUGUCACAGCUCCCUAAAUUAACAGUACUGGUGAUUACCAACAAGUUUUAUGUUUCUGUGAUGGUUAAUCCACUGGUAUACCAUAUUACAGUUAUUUACUUGCAUGAUUGUUAUAAUUAAUUUGUGACUGCAGAGAAAUCUAGUGUCUAUUUUUUAUUGGUCUUUAUUGGGUAUAAAAUGCAUUUUUGAGAGAUAACAAAUUACAAUGAUGUUUAACAGUGUACCUACGCUGAAUGAUCAGCUUUACUCCCCAGUAUUAACUGAUCCAGAUGUAAUCCUUAGUCCAUUGCAACAUACAUGAAUAGGAUUUAUAUUUUUUCAGGUUUUACUUUGGUACCAUUCAGGUCAUGCUAUGGCACUUUGGAUUCCUGGAGCUGGAAAUAUUGGGAGGUAAUGAGAUGCAUGUUUCAAGUAAACAACACUGAAUAUAAAAGUAGUGUAAACUUGGGGACUGUUGUGUUUCAGGAGCUGUUAGUUAAUCAAAUUGGAGAAUCACAAAUCUCUACUACAUUAUUUUGUGGUGUUGUGAAUGAUUCCUUAGUGAGCAGUUUAUAAACACGACAUUUGCGCGAGCAAAUCAUUUGGUAGGUGAACAGAUGCCUGUUUCCAAGUUCCUACCAUCAACUGAAUUUUUUACUCAACUUUUUUGGCAUUUGUGUCUGCUAGUGCGGUGAAACAGCCUGUAAACUCAGGUUGUUACAGGGAUAUUCCUAUGCAAGUGACAAAUAUGUAGAUGAGUGACUGCAUGUAUUUGCUUCUCCAAGACAGAUGUGUUUCUCUAGAAUAACCAGUUGUCAUCCUAUAUUUGAUUGAGCGCAGAUGUUUAUGCAAAGUACUUCAGCUGACAAAAUUUACUAACUUUUUAGUGCAAUUUAAAAGUAACUAGAGUAACUUCCUAAUUAAACAUGUGUGGUGUUUGUGUUGAUCAAAAGGUGUCUGUUAAAAGGAUGAUUUUAUGUAAUAAUUUUAAAUCACAAACUGAUUGUACUUGCUUGUACUGUACAUGUGUAGUUUUGGACAAAACAUGGUUGAGUACAACGUGUUCAAUUGAAUAAAAGUACUGCAAAUAUGCCACA